Hemicordylus capensis (graceful crag lizard) is the source of this 2192-nucleotide messenger RNA. Its product is annotated as D(1) dopamine receptor-like. Bases 182 to 1555 code for a protein of 457 amino acids. Lineage: Eukaryota; Metazoa; Chordata; Lepidosauria; Squamata; Cordylidae. Gene Ontology annotation, cellular component: membrane. Gene Ontology annotation, molecular function: G protein-coupled receptor activity. Gene Ontology annotation, biological process: adenylate cyclase-activating adrenergic receptor signaling pathway. The record is from RefSeq and is a predicted model, not a curated record. The transcript has a single exon.
CACAAAAGGUUGAGAACUGCUCGCUUUAGCUGGAGAUCUGGCUGGGGUCCCCCAGGGAGUGAAGGUGGUUGCUUCUGAGGUGUGAGUGAAGGCUCCGAGAGGCUGGGAUGUGGUGGCUUGUGAGCGGAGGGGAAUGUAGCAGGAGGUGAGCAUCGUGGGACCUUCAGGACCACAGAGCAGCAUGGACGAGCUCUCCCUGCAAGGAAGAGGAGGAGGUGGUGCAUCCACCCUGGCGAAUGAUUCCCUCGUUAAGGAAGGCCAGGCGGAGAGUGACAAUCCCGAGCUGUCCUUCCGAGUGGUGAUGGCCGCUUUGCUGCUGCUCCUCAUCCUCUCUACCCUGCUGGGCAACACCCUGGUGUGCAUGGCUGUCGUCAAAUUUAGGCACUUGCGCUCCAAGGUGACCAACUUCUUUGUCAUCUCCUUGGCCGUCUCGGACCUCUUUGUGGCGGUGCUGGUGAUGCCCUGGAAGGCGGUCACGGAAGUGGCCGGCUUCUGGCCUUUUGGCGGCUUCUGCAGCGUCUGGGUGGCCUUUGACAUCAUGUGUUCCACGGCUUCGAUCCUCAACCUGUGCAUCAUCAGCGUGGACCGCUACUGGGCGAUCUCCAGCCCCUUUCGCUAUGAGCGGAAGAUGACCCAGCGGGUUGCUUUUGUCAUGAUCGGGGUAGCUUGGCUGCUCUCGGUCUUGAUCUCAUUCAUACCUGUCCAGCUGAGGUGGCACAAAGCCGCCAGCGAGCUGCUUCUUGCCCAGGAGACUGACUCCAACGUCACUUGGAGCCCAGAGGAGAACUGUGACUCCAGCCUCAACAGGACCUAUGCCAUCUCCUCCUCCCUCAUCAGCUUCUAUAUUCCUGUUGCUAUCAUGAUAGUGACAUACACCAGGAUCUUCCGCAUCGCUCAGCGGCAGAUACGGAGGAUCUCUUCUCUGGAGAGGGCGGUGGAGCAUGCCCAGAGCUGCCAGAGCGACGACUACCCCCAAGAGGUCUCCUUGAAGAACUCUUUCAAGAAAGAAACCAAAGUCCUCAAGACCCUCUCCAUCAUCAUGGGUGUCUUUGUCUUCUGCUGGCUUCCCUUCUUUGUGCUCAACUGCAUCGUCCCCUUCUGCGACCACAACCUGCACGUGCUGGGAGACCUGCCCUGCGUCAGCGACACAGUCUUUGACAUCUUUGUCUGGUUUGGCUGGGCAAACUCCUCCCUCAACCCCAUCAUCUAUGCAUUCAACGCUGACUUCCGGAAGGCGUUUGCCACCAUCCUGGGCUGCGGCCGUUUCUGCCCGAGCAACGCUGUGGAGACGGUGAACUUCAGCAAUGACCUGGUUUCGUACCAUCACGAUACCACCUGCCAGAAAGACAUGGUGACCCUGAGUUACCCCCACCUCCUUCCCCAUGCUGCUGCCCUCCAAGGGGAGGACCAUGAGCUCCCUUUCGACGUCGCCUCCAACGCCACUCAAGAAAACGUGGCUGUCUUGUCCGCCAUAGUGCAUGUGGAGUGUGAGACGGAGGUAUCGCUGGAGAAGAUCAUGACCUUUACCUCUAGAGUGCUGGACCGAAAAGACUAAGGGUGGUUCUGGUGAAAGCCAUUACUUCCACCUGUGGUCAAAAUGCGGUGGAAUGCAUGUACAUAGAAAAUUUGGAAGCUGCCUUAUACCGAGUCAGACCAUUGGUCCAUCUAGCUCAGCAUUGUCUAUACUUCAGCCCUCCUGCAGCUGUUGGCCUACAACUCCCAUAAUCCCUGGCUAUUGGCCAUUGUGGCUGGGGAUUGUGGGAGCUGUAGUCCAAAAACAGCUGGGGGGCCUAGGUUGAGCAGGCCUGGCCUAUACUGAUGGGCAGCAGCUUCUCCAGGGUUUCAGGAAGGAGUCUUUCCCAGUCCUAUCUAGAGACGCUGUUGGGGAUUGAACCUAGGACCUUCUGCAUGCGAAGCAGAUGCUUUUCCACUGAGUUACAGCCUGGAGGGAGGGUAUGGUUUUAAUGAUGGACCCUUGGACUGCAAAAGGUUUGUACCUAUCUUCUUAGUAAGUGUGUGCCGCUGAAGUGUCUCUUGAUAUACCUAAGGAGGAGAAUAGGAUACUGAGUUCUCCCCCCACCCCCUUUUUCUGGUGCCUUCCAGCACCAGCUGUUAGUGAGCGAGUGCCUAUGUCAUUUGCAUGACUUGUGUGAAACUCAAUUCAUAUCAAAUAAAGUCUUUCCUGGUGGCAA